GUGGCAGACGGGCGAGGCCUGGACUUGUAAUGUUGUUGGUCUUUUACCUUUUAAGGUCGUGAACAUUUGCAUAAGAAUAACUAAAAACUUGUUUGUUCAGUUUGCUUUACGAUUCUGCUUUUUGGGAUAAAGUUGAUGCUUCUGAUGAUGAUGCUGAUGACGUGUGAGGAAACGCUGUUUUCUCAGUAAUAAGAGGAGGAGGGAGAAAAAAAAGCUGCAUAAAGGAAGAGGGCGGACUUUCCUCUGGAUCUCCUGCCAGAAAUGAAAAGCUGUCGCAGAGCGAGAGGAACCAUGGAGGAAAGAACGCCACAGAACCUGCUGCUCUGUCUGAGUUUCCUCCUGUGCUGCACAAUAAACCAAGUCCUCCCAGCUAGUCUGACUGUGAGUCCCAGCAGAUCUCAGUUCUUUAAAGGAGACUCUGUGUCUCUGAGCUGUGAGGAGGACAGCAGCUCUGCUGGAUGGACUGUGAGGAGGAACACAACCAGAGGAACCAGGACUCAGUGUGGAGAUGGAUGGGGGAAACCAGCUGGUUCUACCUGCGCCAUCAGCUACAUGGACCAAUUAGACAGUGGAGUUUACUGGUGUGAGUGGAGAGAGGGAGCAGCCAGCAGCAGCAUCCAGCUCACUGUCACUGGUGGAUCAGUGAUCCUGCAGAGUCCUGUCCUCCCUGUGAUGGAGGGAGAUGACGUCACUCUGAGCUGUCACACAAAGACCGCUCCCUCCAACCUCCCAGCUGCUUUCUAUAAAGAUGGCUCCCUCAUCAGGACUGAGCCUGCAGGUCACAUGACCCUCCACCAUGUGACCAGCUCUGAUGAAGGCCUCUACAGGUGUAGCAUCAGCGGUCAUGGAGAGUCUCCAUCCAGCAGCAUCUCUGUCUCAGAAAAAGUGACUUUAAUAUCAGUCGUCCCAGCUGCUCUGACUGUGAGUCCCAGCAGAUCUCAGUUCUUUAAAGGAGACUCUGUGUCUCUGAGCUGUGAGGAGGACAACAGCUCUGCUGGAUGGACUGUGAGGAGGAACACAACCAGAGGAACCAGGACUCAGUGUGGAGAUGGAUGGGGUAAACCAGCUGGUUCUACCUGUAACAUCAGCAGCCUCCUACUACAUGACAGUGGAGUUUACUGGUGUGAGUGGAGAGAGGGAGCAGCCAGCAGCAGCAUCCAGCUCACUGUCACUGGUGGAUCAGUGAUCCUGCAGAGUCCUGUCCUCCCUGUGAUGGAGGGAGAUGACGUCACUCUGAGCUGUCACACAAAGACCGCUCCCUCCAACCUCCCAGCUGCUUUCUAUAAAGAUGGCUCCCUCAUCAGGACUGAGCCUGCAGGUCACAUGACCCUCCACCAUGUGACCAGCUCUGAUGAAGGCCUCUACAGGUGUAGCAUCAGAGGUCAUGGAGAGUCUCCAUCCAGCAGGAUCUCUGUCUCAGAAAAAGUGACUUUAAUAUCAGUCCUCCCAGCUGCUCUGACUGUGAGUCCCAGCAGAUCUCAGUUCUUUAGAGGAGACUCUGUGUCUCUGAGCUGUGAGGAGGACAACAGCUCUGGUGGAUGGACUGUGAGGAGGAACACAACCAGAGGAACCAGGACUCAGUGUGGAGAUGGAUGGGGGAAACCAGCUGGUUCUACCUGUAACAUCAGCAGCCUCCUACUACAUGACAGUGGAGUUUACUGGUGUGAGUGGAGAGAGGGAGCAGCCAGCAGCAGCAUCCUGCUCACUGUCACUGGUGGAUCAGUGAUCCUGCAGAGUCCUGUCCUCCCUGUGAUGGAGGGAGAUGACGUCACUCUGAGCUGUCACACAAAGACCGCUCCCUCCAACCUCCCAGCUGCUUUCUAUAAAGAUGGCUCCCUCAUCAGGACUGAGCCUGCAGGUCACAUGACCCUCCACCAUGUGACCAGCUCUGAUGAAGGCCUCUACAGGUGUAGCAUCAGCGCUCAUGGAGAGUCUCCAUCCAGCAGGAUCUCUGUCUCAGAGAAACCCUCCACCUCUGCUCCUCCACCUCCCCAGUGACUCCUCAUCUCUUUAUGUCGGCUUGUUUGCUGUUGCAUCAUCAGGUGUUCUGUUUUGACUGGUGUGACUGUUUCUACAAAUUAAGCGGCAUUGACACAAACGUCUUGAUUUACUAUUCCUCCUUAAUCACAAUUAUAUGCAUGUUUAAUCUUUGUUACUGUUUUUUUAACAGAUUUGUUUAAAUAAUAACAUCAAUAUGUCUCAAUAUGGAAAGGAUCAAUUGUUUUAUUAUUGUUAUCGCAACACGGCACUAAAAGUUUUUACUCCCACUACUUAGAAUACUGUACUUCAUUAACAUGAGUUAAGCCCAGAAGGUUUUUGGACCAAUUUCUGCUUGAAUUUACACGUCUGAGAUAAAUCAAGCUUCAAAGAUGUAAAGUGUAAAUGUAAAAGCUAGUAUUUGGGGCUUAAAGGGUUAAACCGCUGUUGUAUCACAAGUGAACUUAAUGAGCCAAUAUGUGAUGAACUGCUAAACAUUUUAUCUGCUCUCUUUCUGCUCAUUUUAAGCAUCAUCUGGGGUCUAAUCGACAUGAUAUAACUUGAUAUACGGCAUAGAGGAAGGUUAUAACUGUUUUAGGUACAUCCCAGUGUGACCUUUAUUAACAUUACAGCAGGUUGAAAACAUGUUUAGUUUCAGUUCUGCUUCUUCCAGAUUGUUUGACAUGUGAAAACCUACAACCACUGAAUGUGUGAUUGUUUAACGUUUUUUCCCCCAAAUAAAAGCCUAAAAUAUUAAA
This is a messenger RNA of Fundulus heteroclitus (mummichog), 2735 nucleotides long. Its product is annotated as Fc receptor-like protein 5. Gene Ontology annotation, biological process: cell surface receptor signaling pathway. The coding region runs from base 262 to 1998 and encodes 578 amino acids. The transcript has 9 exons. Lineage: Eukaryota; Metazoa; Chordata; Actinopteri; Cyprinodontiformes; Fundulidae. Gene Ontology annotation, molecular function: transmembrane signaling receptor activity. The record is from RefSeq and is a predicted model, not a curated record.